CUCGGAGGCGGCGUUGCCAGACUUUAGUCGAGUGAACAGCUGUUCUGCUAUCAGUUGAAGACCAAAAAAGUUUUUGUCCCUGCGUAAUGUAAAUUGUAAUGCGGAAUUGACGGCCCCGCCACCGGAAACCCGAAAACCGGAACCUGGAGCCAGGACAACGGAGUCACCAUGAGUGAUGCGGCCUAUCCGGGCUUCUAUGGCGGCAGUAGCAGCAGCAGCCAGCUGCACUUGCUCCCGCUGUCGCACCCCCCGCACCCGUCGCACCAGCACCAACACCAGCUGCAGCUCCAGCACCCACACCCGGAACUCUCGCUCUCCACGCCGGUUCACGCCCAGGAGCACGACUCCACGACCUUCAAUGGAUUCUUCGAUGACGAGCUGGGGAUCGGUUGCAACACAUCCGUUUCCGCAGCAGCCCCUGGGAACACAGCCGGUACAGCUGUCUGGCUGCCCGAUGGAGAGAUAACGGCAGCGCCGCCUCCACCACCGACGGAGGGCAUUCCAUUUGUCCAGAUCCACACGACGGAUCUUCAUCAGCAGCCGGAGAAGAGUUAUCGCAACGCCUUUCGCCGUCGCACAGCCGAGAUCAAGUCAGAGGCAGAGCUUAUCAAGUCAGAGCUGGCGGAGGCCGCUGCCAAGGAGCGUCUGAAUGCUACGCCUACGCCGCCCACACGCAACUCCAGCUGCCAGAGUGUGGAGGGCAAGACGGAUGGCCCUGGCCCGCCUCUGAUUCUGCGCUGCCCCAACUGUCCAUUCCUCACCCUUUGUCAGGUGCGGCUGCAGCAGCACCUACAUCUGGCCAGCUGCUACGGAUCAAGUGAGCAGCGGCAACGACCAUGUCCGGGCUGUUCUAACUUAUUUUACAGCAGCGAUGCUCUUAGCCUGCACCUCAGCCUGGAUCACCAACUAGAGGACGACGAAAUACUGGUACUGCUCAGCGAGAAGCCCAACGAAGUGCAUGCCAAGAAUCAAGCGCAGUCCCAGAUUCAGGGCCAGAAUAUAAGCCAAAGCCAGCCCAAGAGCCGCAUCUUUAUCAAGAGCGUCGACUGUUUACGGGAACCACAGCAGCAACAGGUGAACGUAAACUCCCUGCCUAAUUUCCCGCCCUUGAUGUCAGACAGCAACUCUACCGGCAACAUCCUGGACCUGUUGGAGGGCGUGGCGGUGGGCGCUUCGCCCAGCGAACAGGCCAUGCCACCGGCACCUGCGAGUGCACCAGCACAACCGCCGAAACCCAGCCAGAAAAUCUCCAUCAAAAGUGUCGACGUGCUCAGAGAACCGGCGCUGCUGCCCUUCGACUUCCAGCUGCCGAAUCAUUCGCUCAUCACGCCCAACAGUCUGGUAGACGUUCCCGCUGUGGGUGUGGUGCCCGAGAAGCCGCGGCAACCAAAGAUUUAUAUCCGCAAUGUGGACAUCCUCAAGGAGCCAAUGGUUUUGCCAUCCGCCCUGCCUGGGUUGGGAUUCAACGGCAGUCUUCCGGGUGCAGUUGCUCAGGGGGAUCCAGGAGCAAUGACAACCGGAGGAGGAGGAGGAGGUGACGUCUUCCAAGCAGAUCCCCUGCUGACGCCCACUUGCCCGCUGCCGGGAUUCGAGCCUAGCCUCGCGCCCUUAGUCCCAAUGUGCUCGGAGGUCUUUCCUUUUGACUCAGUUCUGAGUGGGAAUGGAGGAGCGGUUUCCGGACUAGACAACACUCGUUUCAGCGCCCUGGACCUUGACUUCGGCGUGGACUUUGUCUCAGACGAGACUCCGCCGCCUCCUCCGCUACCACCGCCUCUGAACGGCUCCAUGGAGCCCCCUAUGCCUAACAUGGGGCCGCAGCCCGUUGAGAUGGAGCAAUACCUGGGUCCCACGGCUGCCGCUCCCAUCACGACCAAGCAGAAGAUUUUCAUCAAGAACGUAGAUAUUCUAAAGGCCCCACAGAGAGGAACGCUGCAUCUGCGAACCGUGGACGAGCUGAACUUGAUGAACCGCACCGAGGUGGAACACCUCAUAGUGCCCAAUCUGGAACCUAUGGCGGCCAUGUCGAUGAUGGAGCUCCCAACCGUCGAGCAGCAUCAACAGCAGCAGCAACAGCAGCCACUGGAGUUGGAUCCCCAAUCGCUGGGUGACUUUCAGCCCUCCAUCAAUGGGAGUUGGCCCAGCGAGGAUGGAUAUGACUUGGCCGAGGACCUGGAAGGCUGGCCCUGGAUGGAAGAGGCUGUGCCAGAUGCCGGAGUUGCUGCACUCGCCACUCCUAACGAGGCGGCAGGAGAUGAAGGUGUAGACACGCCGCAACUCGAGGGUUUCUCUCAUGCUGCCGAGGAUCUGCUGGUCAAGGACUUUCCGCAGCUGUAUGUCUCGCCCCCGGAGGAGUAUCAAGGCACAGGGGCUGAAGUAGGAUCGGGAGGCGGUGCGGUUGUGCCACCUCUGGUGCCUGUCACAAUAUCCGGCGAAACGCCUGUAGCGGCCCAAAGCACAACACUGAACAGCUUGCCUGUUCCUCCGCUCGUGCCUUUGGCGGCGGAAGCCACAACAACGCCAGCGGAGAAACCCGCUCGCAUAUAUGUUGCUAGCAAUCUUUUGCCCACUGCCGUAGAGCCACCAAUGCCUGGAGGAACUUCUGUCCGCGGGCGUCCUUACGGAGCCAAGCACUCAGGCGGCAGUGCUGCGUCAAAAAGGAGGCCACCGCAAGGCUCCAGCCAGGUGCCCGAGGGUGGCAAGUGCCAGGUGGAGGGCUGUAUGUUCCGCUUUAAGUCACCUGCCACCCUAGAGUACCACGGAAGGUGUCACAACGGGCUGCCCAGCUCCAGCCAACCAAUGGUUUGCCCGGAGUGUAAGUCAAGCGACUUCAGCAACUGGAACUGCCUGCACACGCACCUGUGGCGCACCCACCAGAUCGACAUGGAGCUGUACUGCUGUCAGCUGUGCAGCUUUAAGACCCCUAUCUACUCGCGGCUGGUCAACACGCAUGCCAAGAUCCACUCGGAGGAGCGCAACUACAAGUGCGAGCAGUGCGGUAAGGGCUUUAAGAACACCAAACAGCUGAAGAACCACAGACGGCUGCAUCGUACCCAGGGACUGGGCAUGGGCAAACAUGGGCAGGCCGAACAGGAUCAGCAGCAGCAGGGGGUUUCCCUAUCCGGUACAGAGACCGCCGUUAUGAUGCAUCGCUGCGAGGAUUGUGGCGCGGCGUUCAAGCAGCGGAAGACCUUGAGGGAGCACCUGUGCAAGGAGCGCAACGAGCAGCUUGAGUGUCCUGAGUGCCAGCGGGUGUUUGGCUCGAAGAGCAGCUUACGACUGCACUUGCGGACGCAUCAGGAGCGAAAGCGAUUUCGCUGCGACACCUGUGAUCACGAGACGAGCGAUCACAACGCCUUUCGGCGGCAUCUGGGUACGCACAAGGAGCACAAACGUUACUCCUGUCCCCACUGUGACUUUAAGGCCAUCCAAAGCACUGCCUUUCGGAUACACCUCCAGAAGCGCCAUCCCGAGCAAGAGUUGUCCUCAAUCAUCUACAAGUGCGAUCAGUGCAGCUUCACGAGCAUCAAUCAAGGCCUGCUGCAGGUUCACCAGGCCAAGCACGAAGCACCAGCAUCAGCUCCAGAUAAAACUCCCGCUGGAAACUCCUCACAGAUUAAGGUUGAGAGGCAGUUGGUGCGCGUACAUUCCAACACAAAGGUGGACCUGCAGGCUGCUUCCUAAAGAGAAGAAUCGCAAAAGGCCAUCUGUAUAUAUGUUAAUAGGUUUUUUUCGGGAGAGUUAACAAAUACACACAAAGUGCCGUUUAGUUUUUA
Messenger RNA from Drosophila serrata, 3773 nucleotides. RefSeq lists its product as uncharacterized. Lineage: Eukaryota; Metazoa; Arthropoda; Insecta; Diptera; Drosophilidae. Gene Ontology annotation, biological process: regulation of gene expression. The record is from RefSeq and is a predicted model, not a curated record. Gene Ontology annotation, cellular component: nucleus.